This is a messenger RNA of Gongylonema pulchrum, 240 nucleotides long. NCBI's taxonomy places the organism in Eukaryota, Metazoa, Nematoda, Chromadorea, Rhabditida, Gongylonematidae. The record is from the annotation of a GenBank genome assembly.
AUGCUGGACGAAUUGCUGGAGCUUGAAAUUGCAUACAGCAUUCUGAAAACUGACAAUGAUGCUGACCGGAAACGGGAUCCAAUCGAUGUUCAUUAUGAAAAACUCCAUGCGCAGCUCGAGGUGGUGGAUGAAAAAUCGGAUGAAUGGAAGCUUAUCCAGAAAUACGUUGCAAAUACUCAUGCACCAACGCAUACGCUUUAUAAGCUUGAAGUUGUUGAUAACCAGAAAGAAUGGAUAUGA